CACAACCAAAAUUCCAUGUCCUAAUUUGUUCUGAAAACGUCUCUCUCACCGCCUCCUCAAAACUGAACAAAAAAAACAUCGAUUGCUGUUAAAUCCCCCAAGAAGAGGCCCAGACCCCCCGAGCGAACCCGCCAGAAGCAAAGCACAAUGGUGACCCCCCAAUCGCCCACACCUAUGUUCAAUGGGCUGGAUGACGAUCUCUAUAACGAGGCCAAAUUCGCACACGAAAUCAACGACAAAAUGCGCGUACCCAAGCGCAUCAAGGCUACGGGCGAGUACUCUGACGAGGAUCUACUGCUGUCCAACCAGAACGGAAAUCAGUUCAUCAGCUCUUGGAACUAUCACGACAAGAUCGACAUGAAUGUGCCCGACCGCAUUGUGGUGCUCGGGCACAAUCAGCAUCUGGAAACGCGCUCGGCACCGCGCGAAAUACAGCUGGAGAACUCUAUUCUACCCAAGAAUCCCUCGGCGAGCUAUGCACGCGUCCAGACGCCGCCGCGCGUCAUCACACUCACCGACCAUCACUUCCCAUCGGCCUCCGAGGAGAGUUCCCCCAUCAGGGCCAACGGCCAUCACCUGUAUGGGCAGGAUCAGGACUAUGACGAGGACGAGCAGGGGAAUGCCACUCAAUACGUGCGCGCCAAUGGCACAGCCCGCAUGGGCUUCCACACCAACGAUGCCAACUCUGUGGAGUCCGAUUCGCAGCUAACCACGGGCAGUGCCAGCAAGCGUUCUCAGCUGAACCAGCAGCAGCACAACAAUCUGGAUGCCUCUAUGCUGGCCCAGCGCGAGGGCACGCCAAUGGGCGAGCUGACGCCCCACGAAGAGAUCCUGUAUCUGCGCCGCCAGCUGGCCAAGCUGAAUCGCCGGGUGCUCAACAUUGAGAUCAACAACGAGCAGCGUAUGCAGCGGGAGAAGAUCGUCUAUUGCCUGGGCCUGGCCUACUUUGUGCUGAAGACAAUAUUCUGGCUGAAUCGCAAUUAGAGGGACAAGGCGGGGGCAGGGCUGCUCUCAAUGCCGCUCUCCGUAUGGUGCUUCGGUCCACAUGGAAAAUGUGGAAAAUGGCACAGACUCACCCACUGGACACCCCUUGGAACAGCUUCUUUCGUUCAUACCCUAUUUGUUUCACUUUUUGUGGAUUGGCUCUGAGAGAGACUUUGUUUUUUUGUUCGCCAUAAUUCGUAGUUUAAGCUCUAAAAUAAAAUAAGCGCAACACCAUCUCUGUUUGUCCACCGUGGAAAACUGGAAAAAAAAACAAAGGACUCCUUAACUUAAUUACCAAUAUCUGGAACCACUGAAGGAAAGGAGAGUGCCCAAUCAAUAUACACCAUAAUAAAUUUAAGCUUUAA
This is a messenger RNA of Drosophila persimilis, 1349 nucleotides long. It is a transcript of the gene Tango11, whose product is annotated as transport and Golgi organization protein 11. The record is from RefSeq and is a predicted model, not a curated record. The transcript is spliced from 2 exons. Bases 148 to 984 code for a protein of 278 amino acids. Lineage: Eukaryota; Metazoa; Arthropoda; Insecta; Diptera; Drosophilidae.